UUCUCCAAAAAAACGAAAAAAAAAAAAAAAACCAAAACAAACACAACCCACAACAAAAUGUCCGGCGUAGCCCUCUCCCCCGACCAGCCGCCGGCGUCGGCGCUCGCUGCGAAGCCCACGCGCCGCCAGCAGCAGGCGUCGCUCGGCGGCAUAAUGGGGUCGCUCCGGCUCAUCGAGCUCCAGCUCGUCGCCUUCAUAAUGGUGUUCUCCGCCAGCGGCCUCGUCCCCCUCGUCGACCUCCUCUUUCCGGCCGUCGCCUCCGCCUACAUCCUCGCGCUUUCGCGGUUCGUGUUCCCCACGCGCCGCCGCCCCUCGCCGCUGGAGCCCCGGAUGUUCGAGGGGUCCCUGGUGUUCCGGGUCUACGUUUUUGUGGGGACCACCGUGGGCCUGUUCCUGCCGCUGGCGUACGUGCUGGGCGGGUUCGCACGUGCCGACGAGCAGGCGGUCCGGUCCGCGACUCCGCACCUGUUUCUGCUGUCGUUUCAGAUAUUAACGGAGAAUAUUAUAAGCGGUCUGGUGCUGUUCUCGGCGCCGGUCCGGGCCCUCGUGCCGCUGCUGUACACGAUUCGCCGCGUAUUUGUGCUUGUUGAUUGGGUUAAGGAUGUCUGGAUCGAUAAGACCCUGCCUUUCAAUCCCCCAAUUCAGGAUGUAGUGUGGUAUUGGUUCGGGCGGGGAUUGGCAGCGGCGAACUUGGGAUAUUUCGGGCUAAAUUUGACGUGUUUUUUGAUACCGCGGUUUUUGCCUCGAGCCUUCGAGUCGUAUUUCAAGGAAAUAGACGACGAGACCCAUGCCAAGAUGGCUCAGGACAAGCCUCACCCAACGCCAGAUAACAACCACCUUGACGAUAAGAAAGCUGAUUAAUUCAUUUUUUUUUUUCUUUUUGUUUUUUUUAUAUAUACAUAUUUUUAAAAUUUAUCCUGUUCAGAAAUGUUUGCAUGUAGUUGGCUUCUUCUUUUUUUUUUUUUUAAAUUUUCUUGUAAUUGAAAAUGUUAGAAAGACAAAGUGAUGCCUAUAUAUAUUAUAUGUAUUGAGCAAUCUGUCUAAGAAUUGCU
Molecule: messenger RNA, 1052 nt
Organism: Andrographis paniculata
Lineage: Eukaryota; Viridiplantae; Streptophyta; Magnoliopsida; Lamiales; Acanthaceae
Exons: 2
Coding region: 58-861 (267 amino acids)
Source: RefSeq, a predicted model, not a curated record